Symsagittifera roscoffensis is the source of this 1612-nucleotide messenger RNA. RefSeq names its product protein RCC2-like. Gene Ontology annotation, biological process: negative regulation of GTPase activity. Gene Ontology annotation, cellular component: membrane. NCBI's taxonomy places the organism in Eukaryota, Metazoa, Xenacoelomorpha, Acoela, Convolutidae. The coding region runs from base 4 to 1458 and encodes 484 amino acids. The record is from RefSeq and is a predicted model, not a curated record. The transcript has a single exon. Gene Ontology annotation, molecular function: small GTPase binding.
AAAAUGCCGGCGCCGAAGCGAAAGUCCGAGAACGGGAAAACAGCUGCAGUUGGUAAAAAGGCGAAGGGUGGGAAGGAAAAAGCCGAAGCAGAAGAAACUAAAGUCUACACUUUGCAAAUUAGCAAAGGCAAAGGGGACCCGAAUCAAUCAGAAACUGGAAUUUUAAUAUCCGGUUUGAUGGUGUCUGAGCAUAUUGGUCGCGUAAGAGAUGGAGUAAGCAGCCAAUGUCUAUUUUUACCUCACAGAAUUUCUGGAUUAAAUUCAGUUAAAAUUGACCAAAUCGUAUCUCAUUGUUCUGCGGCUCACGCUGUGUUAAUAUCGAGCAAUAACGAAGUGUUUGUGAUGGGAAGAAACGAAAAUGGUCAGCUUGGCAUUGGAAAAGAAGGAAAGGGAACAGAUGUUCAGUUGCCUACCAAACUUGAUCAGAAGUUGUUUGAUGACCAGAAGAUAUCAAAUGCAGCUUGUGGUAAAGGACACACUUUGUUUCUGUCAACAGAAGGAAAUGUUUUCGCGUGUGGCGAUAAUUCUCAAGGUCAGCUUGGGAUAGGCGGUUCCCUUACAAGUAUGACUCGGCCAAAGAAACUGAGUUUUGAGCCGACAGUUAAAAUCGUCGCUUGUGGUCAAGCAUUUAGCAUGAUCGUAGAUAUUGCAGGCGGUCUUUAUUCGUUCGGUUUCUCGGAGUACGGGCAACUGGGCAAUGGUUCAGAUGGAAAAACUCUCGGAAAAGCGAACAAGUAUGUUUUCAACAACGCACUGAAGCCAGAAAGAGUGAUCAGAUUUGUCAUGAAAGGUGAGAACGUCAAAGAAAUUCGGGAUGUUGAAGACGUAUCGAUCAAAAUGGUUGCUUGUGGCUACAAUCAUACGAUUGCGUUGGACACUGAAGGACGCAUAUUUACCUGGGGAUGUGGCUUUUACGGCCGGUUGGGACAUAACAGCACUGUUGACGAGUACUAUCCUAGACAAAUCAUCAGCUUCUUACAUUUCAAGACAUGUGAAAUAACAGGUAUUCAAGCUAGUUCAACGUACACUCUUGUAAGUAUGGCCCACAAAAUGAUGUAUUUGUGUGGUCAAAUAAAAUCUUCAUCGAGCGCAGCUGAAAUGUACUUCAAACCUGUCAUGGAUAUUUCUGGAUGGCGAGUGGACAGUAUUGGCUGUGCGAAUAAAUCGAUCCUAAUUGUUGCCGACGAGAAAGCAAUUGCAUGGGGUCCUUCGCCUGUAUACGGCGAACUGGCCCUGGGCGAUGGAACCGACGGAAACACGAAGUCUUCGGCUAAUCCCAAAAUCAUUCCAACUUUGGAGAGGUUCGUGAACAAAAAAGUGGCUUGUGGAAAUAUGUUCACGAUUUUCAUGGUCGACUUGAGCAGCAAAAAGGAAAACGAAGAGGAAAAAAGGAAAGAAUUUGAAGAAAAUGUGAAAAAGUUUAACGAAUUUCCGCUGUAUUGCGGCUUUAAAGAAUAGCUGACUGUUUUUAUCGUAUGAUUUCAAUUGUCGUUUUAUUGUUGAAAGUCUCGUAAUAAUUCCGAUUUGAUCUCGUGAAUUUGAAUUUGUGCAAUAGAUCUUUUCUCAAGAGAAUUUUACCAGUGACCUCUAUUUAUUUCGUCUACAAUUGUAA